Messenger RNA from Nothobranchius furzeri (turquoise killifish), 1697 nucleotides. RefSeq names its product carboxypeptidase B2 (plasma) (gene cpb2). The record is from RefSeq and is a predicted model, not a curated record. Lineage: Eukaryota; Metazoa; Chordata; Actinopteri; Cyprinodontiformes; Nothobranchiidae. Gene Ontology annotation, molecular function: metallocarboxypeptidase activity; zinc ion binding. Gene Ontology annotation, biological process: proteolysis; fibrinolysis.
AACAGUUUCAAUCAAUAACAUGUUCCUGACCCCCACAGAUUGAACACACUUCUGACAUUUUCAGUCUGGAUCCUGACAUCAUGGCGACUGUUCUGAUUCUGUUGGUUUUAAUGAAUUUGGACCUGCUAAUGAAGAUGGGCCUCUGCUCAGAAACACGGGACCAGGUUUUAUUAAUCAUCCCGGACACUCAAGAACAUGUGGACAUUUUGAAGAACAUCUCGACCCAAUACGAGACAGCCUUAUGGCAGCCGGCUUCACCUCACCACAUCCAAGAAGAAACCCAAGUCCAUCUUUACGUUCCUGCAAACAGCUCUGAGUCGGUCAAGACCCUGCUUCAGACGCACACCAUAACCCACGAGGUUUUGUUGGCCAAUGCCAAUGAGCUGAUUGAAAUGCAGAUGAGGAAUGACUCCACCGACCCAAGAAGCAGCUCCACGUUCUACCAGAAGUAUCACCGUCUGGAGGAUAUCUAUGAGUGGAUAAACAGGACCACACAUGACAACCCCAGCACAGUUAAAGCCAUUCUCAUUGGCUCUUCCUUUGAGAAGCAACCGCUGUUGGCUCUGAAGCUGUCCAUGAAUGACAGACCAGACAAGAAAGCUAUGUGGAUGGAUUGUGGGAUCCACGCCAGAGAGUGGAUCUCGCCUGCUUUCUGUUUGUCGUUCGUCCAACACUCGUUGUCGUUUUACAAGCAAAACCAAGAGAUCACACACAUUCUGGACAACAUGGACAUCUACGUCCUGCCUGUCAUGAACCCUGAUGGGUACAAACACACCUGGACAGAGAACAGGAUGUGGAGGAAGAAUCGCUCCCACACGAAGAACACUAACUGCAUCGGAGUCGACCUGAACAGAAACUUUGAUGCCAACUGGUGCAUGGAGGGAGCUUCUCGUGACCCCUGCUCUGAGACCUACUGUGGUCGGUUCCCUGAGUCUGAGCCCGAGUCGAAGGCUGUGGCUGACUUUCUGCGUCUUCACAAGGACUCGAUUCACCUCUACAUCAGCAUCCACUCCUACUCCCAGAUGCUGCUUUUCCCAUAUUCCUACACCCUGGAAGAAGCACCGAAUCACAGUGAUCUGCUUGAGAUGGCCAAAGGAGCUGCAGACAACAUCAAAAGAUAUCACAGAAACCACUACGUGUAUGGUGCUGGAGCAAAGACCAUAUAUUUGGCUCCAGGUGGUUCUGACGACUGGGCAUACAACCUCGGUAUCAAAUACUCUUUCACGUUUGAGCUCCAGGACCGCGGUCGCUACGGCUUCUUGUUGCCUCCAUCUCAUAUCCACAGCGCCUGCAGUGAGGCUCUAACGGCGGUGAAAACUGUCGCUCUGAUGGUCAUCAAUAAAGCACAAGCUGAAAGGAGUUCCCCUCAAACUGACUGAGAGUUCAACCUUCCCAGGAGAUGUCUAAAUAAGGCUUUGAUUCAUCAGAUCACAAAAAACGAUGUUUUAGAAGUUAUUAAAGAUAUUUUUACAUGAAGAGGUCAAUUUUCAGGUAUACUUUAUCCACUAUGAAUAUAAAUAUGGGUUAAAAUAAAUCAGCAUUAUUAUUAAUCAGUUCAUGUCAUUAAAAACAACUGGACAAAAUGUGAAAUUGACUAAAACAAAGUGAGAGUAUCUUAUUCCCAAAAAACUAUUAAUCAUGCAGUAAAAGCUGUCAAAUAUCGAAAGUGUUCACUCUGAAUAAAAACCUGAAAUAUU